This is a messenger RNA of Ambispora gerdemannii, 4632 nucleotides long. NCBI's taxonomy places the organism in Eukaryota, Fungi, Glomeromycota, Glomeromycetes, Archaeosporales, Ambisporaceae. The record is from the annotation of a GenBank genome assembly.
AUGGAAGAAACAUUUUUUAUGAGUUAUCCUACAUGCCAACUUAGUUGGCUCAAUUUGGUACAUGCCGAAAUUAUUUCGGUGACUAGUGCAAUGAGAAAGAAUUCGCGAUGGUCUGGCAUGAGCGUGAGUCGGUUGAACAUGGGUGGUUUGGGAAUGAGUAUGGGUCUUAGGGGAAGAACUGCUGUGGCAGAAGAUACGUUUAGAAGCCAGGAAAGUCCUCUCAUGACCGGGUUUUCUAAUUUAAGAAUUCAAUUGUCAAAUAUAUCUGACGUCCGUGAAAUUGAUGCACUUGCUUUACUGGAGCCUUUUUUAGAAGUGAUUAGAUCUGGUGACACAAAUGGCCCGAUUACAGCAACAGCAUUGAGUAGUGUAGAGAAAUUUUUAGCUUAUAAAAUUAUCAACAUAAAUUCACCGAAUCUUUCUGUUGCAAUGUCGAAUCUUUCAUCCGCGGCUACUCAUUGCAAAUUUGAAGCGAGUGAUCCAGUAUCUGAUGAAUUUGUGCUAUUAAAAAUUUUGCAAGUACUACGAUUGGCACUUACCAGUGAAGUAGGACAAGUGUUAAGUGAUGAAGCGUUGUGUGAGAUGAUGGAAACUGGGUUGAGUAUGUGUUGUCAGAUGCGUUUAAGUGAAUUGCUUCGAAGAUCAGCAGAACACACAAUGAUUGUAAUGGUGCAAACGAUGUUUGAGAGAGUUCAAGAUGAUGGGAAUUCAGAAGAUUCCGAUUUAAAACUUUUCGGAAUACUUUCCAUCAAAGAACUACUUCGAGUCUUAAUUUCUUUACUUGAUCCUCAUGAUCAUAAACACACAGACACGAUGCGACUUAUGGCUUUAAGUAUUUUAAAUGUAGCUUUUGAGGUUGGAGGUCAUAAAAUUGGCCGAUUCCAACCUUUAAGAGAACUUGUAAUAGACGAUUUGUGUAAAUUCUUAUUUCAGCUCGCAAGAACAGAAAAUAUAUUAUUAUUGCUUUUCACACUUCGUGUUAUCUCAACGGUUUUUGAUACAAUGCGUCCAUAUCUCAAACUGCAAGGAGAACUUUACUUAUCAUUUCUCAUAGAAAGAUUAAUAUCCCCGACGAAUAACAUGAGAAAUCUUGAAAUCAGUUCGGAAUUUAGUAGUUCUUUUGUUAGUCUCGAUUCACCACUUUCUUCGGGAAUGUCGACUCCACUGUCUGAAAAGACUGUACGUCCAAACGGGGAGUCCUCGAUUGCUACGGGGGAGGUCCGAGAACUUUUAUUGGAGUCGUUAGGUCAAUUUUCUCGAACACCUACAUUUAUGGUUGACUUAUGGGUGAAUUAUGACUGCAAUCUUUAUUGCGGCGAUUUAUUUGAAGAUGUGGUCAAAUUCUUAAGUCGGAAUUCCUUGCCUGAUUCAACUGGAUAUUCAGCUAGUAAUUCCCAUAUUCUUUGUUUAGAUGCUCUUUUAUUAUAUAUCAAUUAUACAGUAGAUCGCAUACAGACAGGGAAAAAUGGAAAUAAUUCGUUGAUCUCAAAAAAAUCAUGGGAUCAAAUGUCCGCCACUGAUUAUAACGAUGGAAUAAGACCUUCGGAAUAUCUUUCUCCGAUAGAACUUUUAGAUCGAAAAAAACAAAAACAAAUCUUAAUCGAAGGUGCUUCGAAAUUUAACGAAAAUCCCAAAGCUGGUCUGGAGUUUCUUGAAGCUAAUGGCAUAAUUAACGAUUCUACAACGGACAAAAAUACCAGCAUUGCUUCCUUUCUCAAAGCAACUCCUCGUAUCAAUAAGAAACAUCUUGGUGAUUUUAUUUCUAAACCUUCAAAUAUCGAUAUCCUUAAAGCUUUUGUGGAACUAUUUGACUUUAGUGGGAAACGUAUGGAUGAAGCUUUGCGAGAGAUGCUAGAGACAUUUCGAUUACCUGGUGAAGCUCAACAAAUUUCUAGAAUAAUGGAAGUUUUCGCAGAGACGUAUUUUGCUUCCGGACCUUCGGAAAUCGCAUCACGAGAUGCUGCCUUUAUUUUAUCGUAUUCGGUCAUUAUGUUAAAUACAGAUUUACAUAAUCCUCAAGUUCGCCGUAGAAUGACACUUGAGGAUUAUAUGAAAAAUCUUCGCAAUGAAAAUAAUGGCGAAAAUUUUCCCCCAGAAUAUUUGCAAGCAAUCUACGAGGCUAUUCGAAAAAAAGAAAUUGUUAUGCCUGAAGAGCAUGAAGGACAGUUAGGCUUCAAUUAUGCUUGGAAAGAAUUAUUGCGCAGAGCAGAGAGUGCUGGCGCAUUAAUAGUAUGUGAUAUAUCCUUGUAUGACAAAGAUAUGUUUAUGGUUGCAUGGAAACCUAUAGUAGCAGCAAUUAUUUAUGCUUUUAAUUCUGCGCCGGAUGAUAAUAUACUUCAGAAAGCCAUAACUGGAUUUCAUCAAUGCGCGUUGAUUUCGGCGCAUUAUCAUUUAUUAGAUGUUUUUGAUUAUAUUAUAAUGUCACUUGCCAAAUUGACCGGCUUACUUGAAGUCAGAUAUGCAAAUGCAAAUGGAAAUGCAAAUAUUCCCGUAAAAGUUCAAGAUACAGAGUUAACAGUUAGUGAUCUUUCCAUACAAUUUGGACGGAAUUAUAAAGGACAAUUGGCAGCAGUCGUGUUAUUUGCGGUUGCUAAUGAGCAUGGAAAUGUGCUAAGGGAAGGAUGGAAAUAUAUUUUAGAGAUAUUCAAAAAUCUCUUUAUUAAUUCGCUAUUGCCAAGUUCAAUGCUUCAAGUUGAAGAUUUUUUGGCUGGAAAAACCACAAUUCCAUUAAAACCUAAAAACGCUUCAUUAACAAAACAGGAAAGAAAUCGCGAUAAUUCUUUGCUGUCCACUCUUUCUUCAUAUUUGUUAUCACCGUACUCUAGCAAUUAUGAGUAUUUACGAAAUGAACCCACCGAAGAAGAGAUUGAAUUUACCAUGUGUACAACUGAUUGUGUUGUGGUUUGUCGAUUGGAAGAUCUUUUUGCAGACAUUAGACUUUUGGAGGAGGAUUCUCUCGAGCAUCUUAUGAAUGCAAUUAAAUUUAUUGCUGAUGGAUUUUUGACUAGUGACCCAAAGAAUCUGCAACGAUCUUCAACUCCUGUGUCCAUUACGCAACCUACAUCAAAAACUACUACACAAACAACUGGUGCCCUGAUACCUUACGAUCCAGCCGCGAUAUUUUUUCUGGAACUUAUGAUUAAUGUUACAUUACAAAAUCGUGAUCGCAUUAAGCCAAUUAUAUUCGAACAUAUUUCCGAUAUUCUAAUUAAUUCACAAAAUCAUAGCAUUCUUUUGGUUGAAAGAACUGUUGUUGCGCUUUUAAGAUUGUGUAUUCGUUUAACCCAUAAGGAAGAAAUGGUAUCUGAUGUUCUUCAAUCGUUGGAACUUUUAAAAGCGUUGCCACUAGAGGUCAUCAAUGCCGUAGGUGAACAAAUGAUGGCCGGGAUUCUCAACCUUAUCAAAUCAGAUGCUUCUUACAUAAGAGGAAAAGCUCCUUGGGAAACUGUAUUUUAUUUACUUGGUGCGACAUCAAAUCACCCACAAGCAUCAAGAUAUUCUUUUGAGACAAUCGCAUGUCUUGUUGGUGAACACAAGAAUAUUAGCAUUCAUAAUUUCAGUGAAAGUGUUGAACUCUUAACAGAGUUUGCAUCAGCUGCUACUUUUACAGGAGAAAGUGAAAUGCAUAACGAUAAUAACAAAAACUCAAGGCUCCGUAUUUCUAAAACGCAAUCAGCUAUCAUCGAAAGAGCUCGUAGAGCUGUAGAACUAUUAUACCAACUGUAUGUUGAGAUCCCAAAGCUAUUAAAUGAUUCUGAAGCAUCUCCCGGUGAAGCUUGGUCUACUUAUUGGCUCCCUAUAUUGACUGGCUUAAGUCAACAAUGUUACAAUCCUUGCCGUGAUGUGAGGCAAUAUGCUAUAACCUAUCUUCAGCGGGCUUUACUUGAUCCAGAACUGGUAUCACAUGGGGUUACAGAAUGGGUAGUCAUAUUUGACGUCGUUCUAUUUCCAUUGUUAGAUCAACUUUUAAAGCCGGAAAUCUUUGAAGCUGAUCCUGUCGGUAUGGAAGAGACUCGAAUGAGGGCGUCUGCAUUAUUAUGCAAAAUUUUUUUGCAUUACUUGAAUAAACUUGCUGAGUGGGGAGGAUUAACGUCGUUAUGGUCACAAAUAUUGGACAUAAUGGAACGUUAUAUGGAUAAUGGUGAAAAUGAGUCAUUGAUGGAAGCGAUUCCUGAAUCUCUUAAAAAUAUGCUAUUGGUCAUGUCUACAUCCGGGAUCCUUAAUCCUCCAAUAUCACUAAAUGAAACAACCACCACUCUGGACGAAUCUAAUAAAGCUUCUAAUCGAGCUCCAAUAGAAUUAUGGAAUAUCACUUGGACAAAAAUAGAUAAGUUUUUACCAAAACUAAAAGAUGAACUUUUUCCUUCAACUUCGUCUUCGAAUCCAUUAUCAUCGUUACCUGACAACAAUCUGUCUCAAGAAUCGACUUCUGAAAAUAAUGUGCAAUCGGGGUUCGAAAUCAUUGAUCAGCAUGUACAAGAUGAUAUUGCCAAUGAGUCAUCUUCCUCCUCGGCUGCUCCAAAACCAGAAAAAGUUGAGGCUGCUGAAUUAGAAAAAACUAGAGAACCAACCACAAUUGAAGUAGUAGUUAAUACAAAUACUAGUAUAUCAGAUGAUGUAAUAAUUGUUUAG